This is a messenger RNA of Phragmites australis (common reed), 1599 nucleotides long. RefSeq names its product phospholipase A1-II 3-like. The transcript has 2 exons. Bases 151 to 1467 code for a protein of 438 amino acids. Gene Ontology annotation, molecular function: glycerophospholipid phospholipase A1 activity. Gene Ontology annotation, biological process: lipid metabolic process. The record is from RefSeq and is a predicted model, not a curated record. NCBI's taxonomy places the organism in Eukaryota, Viridiplantae, Streptophyta, Magnoliopsida, Poales, Poaceae.
UUAAAUUUUUUUUUGUCUCGUGUGCAUAUUCCUUCCUUGAUUCUCACUUUUCCCUCCAUCUGUUGUUUUCCCUCCAUCUGCAGCACGCUGCACAGUACACACCCUGUAGCUCUGCCAUUCACAUGCAUCUCCAUUCUCCAGAGCUCCAUAAUGCACCAGUUGCGAGCAGAAGUUGCCAAAAUGCACCAUCUGUUUCGCUUUCUCCUCGCCUCCAUACUGGUAGUGGUAGCCACCACUCUCCCUGGCGCGGCCGUUGCCAAGAGAUCAUGGGCUGAGCUCAGCGGCAAGGGCAACUGGGGCGGCCUCCUGGACCCGCUCGACGUCGACCUCCGCCGCGCCAUCAUCCGCUACGGCGAGCUGGCGCAGGCGACGUCUGACGCGUUCAUCAGCGACCCGGCGUCCCCCUACGCCGGCGCGUCGCGGUACGCGCCCGGCGCGUUCUUCCGAAAGGCGCAGGUGCCGGCCGACCCGGACGCGUACCGCGUCACGAGGUUUCUGUACGCGACGUCGAGCGCGCGCGUCCUCGACGCCUUCAUGACGCGGCCCGCGCCGCCCGGCGCGUGGAGCGCGGAGUCCAACUGGAUGGGGUACGUGGCCGUGGCUACGGAUGCCGGGGCCGCGGCGCUGGGGAGGCGGGACAUCGUGGUGGCGUGGCGAGGGACGAAGCGGGCGGUGGAGUGGGCCAGUGAUCUGGACAUCACGCUGGUGCCGGCCACCGGCAUCGUCGGCCCGGGGCCUGGGUGGUCUCAGCCGUCGGUGCACAGGGGGUUCCUGUCCGUGUACGCGUCCAAGAAUUCUACGUCGCGGUUCAACAAACAAAGCGCCAGAGAGCAGGUGUUGGCUGAAAUCAGAAGACUACUGGACGCAUACAAGAACGAGAAGUGCAGCAUCACGUUAACCGGCCACAGCCUCGGCGCCGCGCUCUCCACGCUCAACGCCAUCGACAUCGUGGCCAACGGCUUCAACGCCCGCGCCGCCUCGCCGUCCAACGACACGGGCACGGUGCCCGUCACCGCCGUCGUCUUCGGCAGCCCGCGCGUCGGCGACGAUCAGUUCAAGAAGGCCUUCGACUCGACGGUCGGCGUGAGGCUGCUCCGCGUCCGCAACGCACCGGACAUCGUCCCCACAGUCCUGCCGUCCGCGUUCUACAAGGACGUCGGCGUGGAGCUCCUCGUGGACACGCUCAAGUCGCCGUACCUCAAGAAGCCGGGCCCGGGCCCCUCCGCGUGGCACAACCUCGAGUGUUACCUGCAUGGCGUCGCGGGAACACAGGGCGCCGGCGACGGCGCUGGGUUCGGUCUGGAGGUGGACCGCGACGUGGCGCUGGUGAACAAGGAGGUGGACGCGCUCGUGGACGAGUACCCCGUGCCUGCGGCGUGGUGGGUGGAGAGGAACAGGGGCAUGGUGAAGGACGCGAGCGGGCGUUGGGUCCUCCAGGAUCACGAGGAGGGUAACCUUGCGAUGUGAUGAGUUUUGGUGGCUUUAGGAAUCUAAAUUCUAAGCUUCAGCUUCUUGAAAUAUAUUUUCCUACGAAAAUAAUGGAUAGAAUGGGAAGGGAAAAAAUUUGUAGGAUUGAGAAUGGUGUCUACAGAGAGUAAA